Molecule: messenger RNA, 1916 nt
Organism: Patiria miniata (bat star)
Lineage: Eukaryota; Metazoa; Echinodermata; Asteroidea; Valvatida; Asterinidae
Gene: tymp
Product: thymidine phosphorylase-like
Exons: 8
Coding region: 230-1618 (462 amino acids)
Biological process (GO): pyrimidine nucleoside metabolic process; pyrimidine nucleobase metabolic process
Cellular component (GO): cytosol
Molecular function (GO): 1,4-alpha-oligoglucan phosphorylase activity; pyrimidine-nucleoside phosphorylase activity
Source: RefSeq, a predicted model, not a curated record
GCGCGCCACCGGUGCACCAACCACCUGUUUUUCACGUUGCGGAUCCAGGGGCUGAAGGUUUAUGAGCCGUGUACUGCAGCCUGCGCCUUUGCAAUGAUCAGUGCAUGAACUAGGAACACAGGGUCAAACCAAAUAGGCACAGACCAUAACUUAACACAUUCUGCACAAACUCUACAGUGUACACACAUACAUGUACUUGCACAUUAAUACGAAUUGAGCGAACAACGAUAUGGAAGAGGCCAAGCGCCAGAAAAUGUGUGCCGAAACGCCGGCGUACCGCAUGCCGGAUAUCAUCGCAACGAAACGGGAUGGCGGCGAGUUAUCCCCGGCAGAGAUUAGGUGGUUCACGGCAAACCUGCAGAGCGAUGACGUGGACGACAGUCAGAUAGGUGCUCUGCUGAUGGCCAUGUACCUUAAGGGGCUCUCCACAUCCGAGACCCUGGCCCUAACCAAGGCAAUGCGAGAUAGCGGCGAGAUACUGGACUGGCCGGAACACUGGCAGGGCACCCUGGUCGACAAGCACUCGACGGGGGGAAUAGGCGACAAGAUCAGCCUACCCCUGGCCCCAGCACUCGCUGCAUGUGACAUGAAGGUACCAAUGAUCUCCGGCAGAGGGCUAGGGCACACCGGUGGAACACUGGACAAGCUCGAAGCCAUCCCUGGCUACACCGUCUUGGUUGCCAAGGAGCGGAUGACGGCCAUCUUGGAAGAGGUGGGCUGUUGCAUUGUGGGGCAAACCAGCAACCUCGUUCCCGCGGAUAAAAAGCUGUACGCGACGAGGGACGUGACGUCCACAGUUGGCAGUGUGCCACUCAUAACAGCGUCGAUCGUCUCCAAGAAGGCAGCCGAGAACGUCAACUUUUUAGUCCUUGACGUCAAAGUCGGCAAAGCGGCGUUCAUGCAGACUAUUGCGGAGGGCAGACAGCUUGCACAAAGCAUGGUGUCUGUGAGCAAAGGCCUUGGAGUAAAGACGUCAGCUUUUCUGACGGACAUGAAUGCGCCGAUCGGGAACACGAUGGGCAACGCGCUGGAGGUUGCCGAGGCCCUGCAGUGUCUGCAGGGAGGCGGGCCUGACGACUUGAAUGAACUCGUAUGCAAACUCGGCGGUUACCUGUUGUACAACAGCGGGAAGGCCAGCACGCCCGAAGCGGGUAUCGCUGCCAUCAACAGCACCCUUCAAGACGGGUCGGCCUGUAAGAAAUUCCAGGCCAUGUUGCUAUCUCAGGGAGUCAGUGUUGGAGUCGCGGAGAAGCUGUGCACCAACGCAAUGGGUUGCGUGGAUGACGCGUGGAAGGUCUUGAAACGAGCGGCGUAUACCACGGAGCUAUCGGCCGAACGCAGCGGUUACGUGCAAGACUUGGACGCCCUAGCGUUGGGCAAGGUGACCCUGGAGCUCGGUGCUGGGCGGACGGUAGCGGGCGCUGACAUCGACCACGCGGUGGGGCUCAGGCUCACGGUGCGAGUCGGAUCCAAGGUUGAAAAGGGUCAAACUUGGAUUUAUGUGUAUCACAAUUCAACCUUGUCCGGCGAUCACGUGAGGCGUCUGCAGUCGGCAGUGACGAUUGGGCCAGAUGAAGUCAAGUCGCCGCCGUCAAGAAUACUCGAAAUCAUCGAGUGAUUCCGGUCGCCAGGCUAUUUAAUAAUUAUAUUUAGAGUGUGCUCAGAAAAAAAAAAAUUUACUUCUUUUGGUUUGGUUCUUAAUACUUGGUGCUCUGGAUUCUUGUUUUUUGUUUGUUUUGUUUUGUGCUUGGAAAGUAUUCUUAGCUUAGAGAAAUCAAUGAAAUGGAUUUUUUUCCAGCACAGAAGAAAUACAAUAUGCUGGAUUAAAUUUCUGUGGCUUCUUACAAUUUUAUUUUUGUAAGUUAAUUUACAACUUACGAUAUCCGCUUUGCUUGGGUCUUUAGAUUUGUAGUACA